This is a messenger RNA of Trachemys scripta elegans, 891 nucleotides long. RefSeq names its product cAMP-dependent protein kinase catalytic subunit alpha-like. Gene Ontology annotation, molecular function: ATP binding; cAMP-dependent protein kinase activity. NCBI's taxonomy places the organism in Eukaryota, Metazoa, Chordata, Testudines, Emydidae. The transcript has 6 exons. Gene Ontology annotation, cellular component: nucleus; cAMP-dependent protein kinase complex. The coding region runs from base 1 to 747 and encodes 248 amino acids. The record is from RefSeq and is a predicted model, not a curated record. Gene Ontology annotation, biological process: peptidyl-serine phosphorylation.
AUGAGGCGACAGAGCAGGCCCAAGCUGCAGCUAUCCAGGCCUGAAGAGGGGCAGCAGCAGGGGGCGGAUCUGGCCCGGGAUGCCCACGUUCUCCUCCCACCUCAUUGCAGUGAAUCUCACGCCCGGUUCUACGCUGCUCAGAUCGUCCUGACCUUUGAGUAUCUGCACUCGCUGGAUCUCAUCUACCGAGACCUAAAGCCAGAGAAUCUCCUGAUAGACCAGCAGGGCUACGUCGAGGUGACGGAUUUUGGUUUUGCCAAGCGGGUGAAAGGCCGAACCUGGACUCUGUGUGGGACCCCGGAAUACCUGGCCCCCGAGAUCAUCCUCAGCACGGGUUAUAACAAGGCUGUGGACUGGUGGGCCCUGGGCGUCCUCAUCUACGAGAUGGCAGCUGGUUACCCGCCAUUCUUCGCGGACCAGCCCAUUCAGAUCUAUGAGAAGAUCGUCUCUGGCAAGGUCCGGUUCCCGUCUCACUUCAGCUCAGACCUGAAGGACCUGCUCCGGAACCUGCUGCAGGUGGACCUCACCAAACGCUUUGGCAACCUCAAGAACGGGGUCAAUGACAUCAAAAACCACAAAUGGUUUGCUACCAUCGACUGGAUCGCCAUCUACCAGCGGAAGGUGGAAGCUCCCUUUAUACCAAAGUGCGAAGGCCCCAGUGACACAAGUAACUUCGACGACUACGAGGAAGAGGAGAUCCAGGUCUCGGUCACUGAGAAGUGCGCCAAGGAGUUUGCUGAGUUCUAGGGCCAGCGCCCCCCGGGAGGGGGCGCGCGGCGCAGGUGGGGGCGGGGUUGGAUUUUGGUUUAAUAGAUAAAUUAUAUAUUUUAUAAAUACAUGAGCGCUGUCAGGAGCGGAGGGGGAGAGCCCUGUGCCUAGUACUCCCCCCAA